UCACAUCACAUUUUCUUGUCACGUUCCUACUCCAUACCAUCAGUUUGAUGAUCACAACUUCCGUUUAAGUUUUACUUUCGUCGUUGUUCUUGCUUUUUUUCCCCAUCCUCAGUUCCGUUUCGAACUCGCAACCUCCGGUAAAAUCGAGAAGAAAUGGCUGCAAACGGGAACGGAAACGCAAUGGGAAGGAACGGACUUCCCGUGAUUCAGACCAGGCCUAACGGAAUAUGCCAUGACGAUAGCUCAGCUCCGGUGAAGGCGAACACGAUAGACGAGCUUCAUUCUCUCCAGAAGAAGAAAUCAGCACCCACUACUCCCCUUACUGGGAUCAGCAGUGAUGGUACUGCUUUCUCCUUCGUUUCUGAAGAAGAACGCAAGGAGAAACAGCUCCAGUCCAUCAGUAACUCAUUGGCAUCGCUGACGAGAGAAACGGGGCCGAAAGUGGUGAAAGGAGACCCCGCCAAGAGGACCGGAGAGACGCCGAAGGUGAGCCAUCACCACCACUUCACCGUCACGCCAACCAUCAGCGUCAGUGACAGCUCUCUCAAGUUCACCCAUGUGCUCUACAAUCUCUCCCCUGCUGAGCUGUAUGAGCAGGCUAUUAAGUAUGAGAAAGGGUCGUUCAUCACGUCGAGUGGCGCGUUGGCCACACUCUCUGGUGCCAAGACUGGGCGUUCUCCGAAGGAUAAGCGUGUCGUUAGGGAUGAAUCUACUGAGGAUGAUCUUUGGUGGGGAAAGGGUUCACCAAAUAUUGAAAUGGAUGAGCACACCUUCCUUGUGAACAGAGAAAGAGCUGUUGAUUAUCUGAAUUCCUUGGACAAGGUCUUUGUCAAUGAUCAAUUUCUGAACUGGGAUCCAGAGCACCGAAUCAAAGUCCGGAUAGUGUCUGCCAGAGCUUACCAUUCGUUGUUUAUGCAUAACAUGUGUAUCCGACCUACACCCGAAGAGCUGGAGAAUUUCGGUACUCCGGACUUCACUAUUUAUAAUGCUGGACAGUUUCCGUGUAACCGUUACACACAUUACAUGACAUCUUCUACUAGCAUAGAUUUAAACCUUGGUAGAAGAGAAAUGGUCAUCCUCGGCACACAGUACGCCGGGGAAAUGAAGAAAGGUCUUUUCAGUGUAAUGCAUUAUCUCAUGCCUAAGCGUCAAAUACUCUCACUUCAUUCUGGCUGCAAUAUGGGCAAAAGUGGAGACGUUGCCCUCUUCUUUGGAUUGUCAGGUACUGGUAAGACAACUCUUUCUACUGACCACAAUCGGUAUCUGAUUGGAGACGAUGAACACUGUUGGAGUGACAAUGGUGUAUCAAACAUAGAAGGUGGUUGUUAUGCGAAGUGCAUUGAUCUCUCUCGGGAGAAGGAGCCUGAUAUUUGGAAUGCUAUCAAGUUUGGAACUGUGUUGGAAAAUGUUGUAUUUGAUGAACACACAAGAGAGGUAGAAUUUGAAGAGAAAUCAGUUACAGAAAACACUCGCGCUGCCUAUCCUAUUGAGUACAUCCCAAAUGCUAAGAUCCCAUGUGUUGGUCCACAUCCUAAGAAUGUCAUACUUUUAGCAUGUGAUGCAUUUGGUGUUCUUCCUCCAGUGAGCAAGCUAAACAUGGCUCAAACCAUGUACCAUUUCAUCAGUGGCUACACCGCUCUGGUGGCUGGUACUGUAGAGGGUGUGAAGGAGCCCCAGGCAACAUUCUCAGCUUGCUAUGGUGCAGCGUUUAUUAUGUUACAUCCUACAAAAUAUGCUGCAAUGCUAGCUACAAAAAUGGAAAAACAUGGAGCAACAGGAUGGCUCGUUAACACUGGAUGGUCAGGUGGAAGCUACGGCAUGGGGAAACGUAUGAAGCUGGCAUACACUAGAAAAAUCAUCGACGCUAUACAUUCUGGUAGCCUUUUGGAUGCUACUUACAAAAAAACUGAUGUUUUUGGAUUAGAUAUCCCAACUGAAGUUGAGGGCGUGCCAUCGGAAAUCCUGGAUCCUGUGAACACUUGGUCGGAUAAGAAGGCCUACAAGGAAACACUUCUGAAGCUGGCUGGCCUGUUCAAGAAGAACUUUGAGGUGUUUACCAGCCACAAGAUUGGCAAGGACAACAAGCUCACCGAGGAGAUCCUCGCUGCUGGUCCUGUCUUCUGAACUUCUGCAGAAGAAGAUGAAAGAAAAGAGCUGAAUUGAAUCCGCAAUGUGGAAUUAAAUUGCUUAAAAUAAGUUAAUGGCUAGAUGUAGUGUAAUAUUUGUACUGUUCAGUUCAAGCUCUUGCAGUUGCUAAUAUCUGUUUUACUUCCCUCCAGAUACUUUAGAAUAUGUGAAAUCUGUGAGUAGGGUGCAUAACAAAUUGGUUCCCGGUUCUGUUUGCUGUUAUUUCAAAGAGUAAUGAAAACAUAUUCUUGAUUUCA
Messenger RNA from Daucus carota subsp. sativus, 2384 nucleotides. RefSeq names its product phosphoenolpyruvate carboxykinase (ATP) 1. The coding region runs from base 154 to 2124 and encodes 656 amino acids. NCBI's taxonomy places the organism in Eukaryota, Viridiplantae, Streptophyta, Magnoliopsida, Apiales, Apiaceae. Gene Ontology annotation, molecular function: phosphoenolpyruvate carboxykinase (ATP) activity; ATP binding. Gene Ontology annotation, cellular component: cytosol. The record is from RefSeq and is a predicted model, not a curated record. The transcript is spliced from 13 exons. Gene Ontology annotation, biological process: gluconeogenesis.